GGUAUAUGUAAUCUGGAAACAUUAACUCAGUCAUGCAAGGAUAUAAACUUUUGCCCCCAUGGGUCAUAGCUUAGAGCAUUCCUUGGAUCUGGCUAAAGCCUCUGAUUUAACUGCUCAAUUUCUUCCUUCAACUAAUCCUGUUUCUAUCACACUCUUAUAUGUGUUGCAGUACUGGACAAUUGUAUUACAUAUUGUACUACUUAGCAUAAGUCCAGCAUUGGGCCUACAGAAUUGCACAAACUAAACUACUGAACACCCGGGAGACGCCAACUCGGCACUUGAUCUUGCAAACUCAGUGCCUUCUGUGUGCCAGAAAGGCGCUCGGCCACUGAGCCCCCGCCCAAGCCUGUGCCGGGUCCAGAGACCGGACACCCGCAGGAACUUCUGCCAAGACUGGUGAGCAGAGGUUCGGGGCGUGACCCUGAGUCCCCGCCCCCAGGGCCAGGCGGAGGGCGGGGCCCAAGGCCGCCGCCAACCACGCGAUGCCGAUACCCAGGCCCGCGAUCCGGCUGCUGUGGCUGGGGCGGCUGCGGUACGCCGAGCUGCUGGCGCUCCAGGAGCGCUGGCUGCGACGGCUGCAGGCUGAACCUGGCCCUGAGGACUCGUUGGGGACCGAGGCGGGCGCGCUCCUGCUCUGCGAACCCGCAGGACCCGUGUACACAGCAGGGCUGCGCGGCGGCCUGACGCCCGAGGAAACUGCGCGGCUGCAGGCCUUGGGUGCAGAGGUGCGCGCCACAGGCCGCGGCGGCCUGGCCACCUUCCAUGGCCCAGGCCAGCUGCUCUGUCACUCAGUGCUCGAUUUGCGGCGCCUCGGCCUGCGCCUGCGCACGCACGUGGCGUCGCUGGAGGCGUGUGCGGUGCGCCUGUGUGAGCUCCUAGGUCUGCGGGGAGCGCGCGCGCGGCCCCCGCCCUACACCGGCGUCUGGCUGGGCGAGGACAAGAUCUGCGCGAUCGGAGUCCGCUGUGGAAGGCAUAUCACAUCCCACGGCCUGGCUUUGAACUGCUCCACGGAUCUCACAUGGUUUGAGCACAUUGUGCCCUGUGGACUGGUUGGGACAGGGGUCACUUCGCUGAGUAAGGAGCUCCAGAGGCAUGUCACUGUGGAUGAAGCAUUGCCACAUUUCCUUGUGGCCUUUAAGGAAACCUACAAGUGCACACUAAUCUCUGAGGACAGCCUCAACUAAAGGCAUUCACGUUAGCUCAGCUAGGAUGGUUCUGUACCUGAAAGCACCAAAUCGGAGUUCAAUCACCAGAACCUCGAUUUUAGAGCUGGCGUGUCAUUCUGUGACCAGGAUACCAAGGGCAAGUCAUAAGCUCUGACACAGGGUUUCCUUAGGCAUGUUGGUAUUACCCCAAUCUACCUCGAGGUGAUGGAUGUGAACUUACUGCAAAAGCAACACACACUGUAUAAAACAGAAGGAUUGUACUAUUUUUUUCAGCAUAGAAAAUGCAGCUACCAAGCUGGGGAGAUAGCUCAGUAGAAUAAGUGCUUGCCUGGCAAGCACAGGAUCCUGAGUUCAAUCCCUGGUACAGCAAAAAAAAAAAAGAAAAUGCAGCUACCAUAGACUGUCAUUUUUCAAUCAAUUAUUUGUUACUUUCUCAGUAUUGUAUCUAGUUGAGCAUUUCUGGUUAAUUUUGUGAGAAUCCUUCAGGAGGCUGAGGCAUGAGGAUGGCCAGGAGUUUAAGGCCAGCUAAAGUAAGACCAUGAUAAAUUUUACUUACUUAUUUUUUGUGGGAAUCAAAUCUUUGGAUGGCCCAGGUAAAAGUGACAUGAUGUACUCAUUUUCUUUCUCAAGAGAUAAAUGUAGGUCCUUUUUGCAAUAAAGGGAAAAUCCUCUUGGAGGAAUAGAACAGGAUCCUGUCAUCCUGUGCUGGAGUCUUCAGAUUUGGUAAUUCAUCUGUUUUUGGGUCGGAUCCCCUGAGCUAAGCCAGAGGCUAUAGGAGAAACAUAGUUUCUCACAUUGCACAAAUGCUGGGUGGUUUUUCUUACAUGUGAUCCCUCCAUUUGAAAGCCUGUGUACUAGUUAUCUACUUAUGCAUGAAAAACAAUAAAUAUAUAUUUUUUUUCAGAUUAGGAAAUUAAGAGCUUAGCCAGGUGUCUCUAGGCUGAAAUCUCUGCCUAAACUUGCAUUAAACAUGUCAGCUAGGAGUGGAGGACAGUUUUAGAGAUAACCACUCAGUUGUCUGGUUGAUUGUGGUUGGUGACAAGAGGCCUUCAUUCCUCACUGUGUGGACCACCACUAGGGCUACUGGUGUGUUCUCAUGACAGGUCAUCUGGCUUCCCCAGAGCAAGUUUUAUUAGAGAGAGACACCAUAGGGAUCACUGUUUUUUAUGACCCAGUCACAUGGGUAUUUUCUGCAGUCUCCUAACAGAUGAGCCCCAUUUUACUGCGCAAGGGCCAUCAUAGGAACUGUGAGGGGUAAGAUCUGUAGGGGCCAUCUUGGAGACUGGCUCGCAGAGCCCAUGAAGAGUAGAAGCAGCCUUCACACAGAGGAUUCAAGGGACCCUGGUUCCAGUCUUGACUCAAUGUAAAGGUCAUCUGCCUUCUGGCUUCACUUUCACGUUCAAGUGGUGCCAUCCCUUAGAAACAUAAUGGGAGCCACAUUGCUUCAUUAAAAUGUUUUUUAAAAAACAUGAUGCUAUUUCACUCAAUGUGUUCAAAAUAUAAAGCAAUACAAGUAUAUUAAUAAAAUCCUUUACAGGUUUUAAUACUUAGUCUCCAAAAUCUUGUAUUUUGCUUAUGUAGCACACCUUAUUUUGGAUUAGCCACAUUUUAAUUUUUUAGGCAGGGUCACAUGGUAUUUUAGACUGUCAU
Molecule: messenger RNA, 2816 nt
Organism: Octodon degus (degu)
Lineage: Eukaryota; Metazoa; Chordata; Mammalia; Rodentia; Octodontidae
Gene: Lipt2
Product: lipoyl(octanoyl) transferase 2
Exons: 2
Coding region: 483-1184 (233 amino acids)
Biological process (GO): protein lipoylation
Cellular component (GO): mitochondrion
Molecular function (GO): lipoyl(octanoyl) transferase activity
Source: RefSeq, a predicted model, not a curated record